GGGCGCCAUUUUGAAUACCCUCCUACUGCGUCCAUUACGGUAGUGUUUGCGCUCGUGCUGGAUUGUCGUGUUUGCCAAACUGUGCUGCUGCGAUGUGAAAGAUUUCCUCCCACACCGGGGAUCGUGUAUCUCAUUUCUCUCCUAAAAGUACAAGCUCCUUCUCUACACCAUGGCUUCCAAACCUCCGCUCAUGAAAAAACACAGUCAGACCGACUUAGUUAGCCGCCUCAAAACACGCAAAAUCUUGGGUGUUGGAGGAGAAGAUGACGAUGGCGAAGUUCACAGAUCAAAGAUCAGUCAGAUGUUGGGUAACGAAAUUAAGUUUGCUGUACGAGAACCGAUAGGACUCAGACUCUGGAUCUUCAUAUCCGCAGUCUUGUUCACAGCAACCUCUUUAGUGGCCUUGGCUUUCCCUAGUCAGCUCUACGAGAUUGUCUUUGAGCUUGCCACCGCUAGGGUCUCCAUCCGACUCUACGGAGGAGCUCUUCUGAGUAUCUCGUUAAUCUUGUGGAAUGGCCUCUACACAGCAGAGAAAGUCAUCAUACAGUGGACUCUGCUCACUGAAGCGUGUUACUUGGGUGUACAGUUUCUCGUGACGUCCGUCUCGCUCCUGGAGAUAGGCGCGCUGUCCAAUGGAGCCGCUCUCCUCCUCCUCAGCGACGCCGUGUUCCUCCUCAUCACCCUGUCCUACUACAGUCAGCUCAGCCGCCGGCCCAAGAAGAUCUGAGACCCACUGACACGUGUGUGUGUGUGUGUGUGUGUGAAUGCAGUGACAGUAUAAUACUGAGUGCACAUUACAGGAUUUUCUUGACAUGUUUACAAGAACAGUGACUCAGGUCACAUGGUUAAUUUUGUUAUUACACAAAUUCAUCUUGAUAGUUAUUGCAUCUACGUAAAAGUUUCGUUAAAAAGGAAUGUAUUAACAAGAAAAGUGUUAUACAUUACAAAAAGUGGAGAUUUUAACAUCCAAACAGUUGCAUGCAAGAGCAAAAAUGAUAUGCUCUGAAGUUUAGUGUAAGAUUUAGUUUCUGAACAGUUUCUCGCUGUGAACAUUGUCGUAAUCUAGUCAUCUGAUGACACUUUGCGACGCUGACGUUUUAUUAACCUAAACGUCGUUGGUAAAUAAGUGAACCAUCUCAGAAAUGUUGUGUUUGUUUUGGAGUGAUUAGAGCUACAGUUGUCUUUUUUUUUUGCUCUACAUCGUCUCUUUGACUCCCUCGUCUCUGAGCAAGAUCUGUUUUUAGGAUUAGCUUUUAAACACCAGCCUGCUAACCUACUUCUGCUUCUGCUUCAUCCAGCCGAGAGCUUCUGUACUACAUGACGUGAAUUUGACCAACAUGACUCUUCCCACACUAGGAGACAUCAGGAGCUUAAUAUCAGCACUUAAUAACAAGAUUUGUUUCAGUCUCAGGCAUUUAAAUAGAAUUAAUCAAGACUCCUGAUUCACGUAGAUGCAAUAACAAGACACAAACUUUGGAAAGUAAUUCGCUUUAAGUCCUCUGGGCCAAACCAAACUAACAAAAAAAACCUAAACGAAACUUGUUUGUCGAUAGCAGCGCUUUAUUCUACAAUGUUGAUAGUUUAAGCAUUUAAGACGAAUGAGGUUUGCUUUUCGAACUCUCAUAACGUUCCAGACUGAAUACUCAGGUGUAUAGGACCAAAUCUGUGUGAUCAUUUCCUCAAACACUUUGACAGUCCUGUAAAUCAACAACACCUCAAUUUGAUAGAAAAGCAAUUGCAUUAUUUGGAAGUGGUGGAGUGAAAGACUGAAAAACACCACCAAGACUCAGCUGUAAUGCAACCACUCAGUGGAAAAGGAGGCCAAAACUUACAGAAAAAGCUUACAGGUUUGUACACACUCAGUGUGCUGACAUAAAAAAAUUAAACAGAAAUGAAACCAA
Molecule: messenger RNA, 1901 nt
Organism: Silurus meridionalis
Lineage: Eukaryota; Metazoa; Chordata; Actinopteri; Siluriformes; Siluridae
Gene: tp53i11a
Product: tumor protein p53 inducible protein 11a
Exons: 7
Coding region: 170-727 (185 amino acids)
Source: RefSeq, a predicted model, not a curated record